This is a messenger RNA of Vombatus ursinus (common wombat), 1150 nucleotides long. RefSeq names its product aminoacyl tRNA synthetase complex interacting multifunctional protein 1 (gene AIMP1). Gene Ontology annotation, molecular function: tRNA binding. The record is from RefSeq and is a predicted model, not a curated record. The transcript is spliced from 7 exons. Bases 101 to 1060 code for a protein of 319 amino acids. Lineage: Eukaryota; Metazoa; Chordata; Mammalia; Diprotodontia; Vombatidae.
UUUUCUCUUCGGCCGUCGCGUGGUUCGCUCCCUCACUCGGUUCUUCUGCCGGCGGCUGCGGCGACGUCGGCGGCCGGGGCUGCUCCGCCUCGCCUGGUUCAUGAUUUUUUCCCGUUCCUGGAUAAAGAUGGCAGCCAAUAAAGCAAUUCUGAAUAGACUGGAACAAAAGGGCGCGGAGGCUGAUCAAGUUAUUGAAUAUCUUAAGCAGCAAGUUGCUCUACUAAAGGAGAAAGCAAUUUUGCAGGCAACUCUCAGAGAAGAGAAGAAACUUCGUGUUGAAAAUGCUAAACUGAAGAAGGAAAUUGAAGGACUUAAGCAGGAGCUCAUCCAGGCAGAAAUUCGCAAUGGAGUGAAACAAAUACCAAUUUCAUCUGGUCCAUCAGUUCAAGCUAAUUCUACAUCCAUAGCUUCUGAAAAUUUAAUACAGUCAGUAUCUGCUCCAGUCUUGUCUUCUGGUACCAAAGGGGAAGAAGAAGAAGAAGAAAAGAGAAAGAAAGAAAAUUCAGAAAAAAAAGGAGAGAAGAAGGAAAAGAAGCAAAAGCAGCCAGCAACCCCUGACUCCAAACCAAUAGACGUCUCUCUCCUGGAUCUUCGCAUUGGUUGUAUCAUCGCUGCCAAAAAGCAUCCCGAUGCAGAUUCUUUGUAUGUUGAAGAGGUGGAUGUUGGAGAAAAAGUACCAAGAACAGUGGUCAGUGGCUUGGUGAAGUAUAUCCCCCUUGACCAGAUACAGAAUCGGAUGGUGAUUUUGCUUUGUAAUCUGAAGCCUGCAAAGAUGAGGGGAGUGGUAUCUCAGGCUAUGUUGAUGUGUGCCAGUUCACCAGAGAAGGUGGAAAUCUUGGAUCCUCCCAGUGGAUCUGUUCCUGGAGACAGAAUUACUUUCGAGGGAUUCUCUGGAGAGCCUGAGAAGGAACUGAAUCCUAAGAAGAAGAUUUGGGAGCAGAUCCAGCCUGACCUUCUCACUAACGACCAGUGUGUUGCAACAUAUAAAGGAGUCCCCUUUGAGGUGAAAGGGAAGGGGGUCUGUAAGGCUCAGACCAUGUCCAAUAGUGGAAUUAAAUAAAAAAAAAAUCUUUGGCAAUUGAGAUACUUUAAAGAAAUUUUGAUGGAAAGUAUUGUAAGCACAAUAAAAAAAUAUAUAUUUCUUCCAUAA